Molecule: messenger RNA, 1554 nt
Organism: Penicillium oxalicum
Lineage: Eukaryota; Fungi; Ascomycota; Eurotiomycetes; Eurotiales; Aspergillaceae
Product: NAD(P)/FAD-dependent oxidoreductase
Exons: 6
Coding region: 1-1554 (517 amino acids)
Molecular function (GO): monooxygenase activity
Source: RefSeq, a predicted model, not a curated record
AUGGAGAUCCCAGCCAACUGCACUGUGCUCGUGGUAGGAGGCGGACCAGGAGGGUCAUAUACCGCUGCAGCACUUGCCCGCGAAGGGAUCGAUGUUGUUCUUCUUGAGGCAGAUGGAUUUCCUCGGUACCAUAUUGGGGAAAGCAUGCUUCCAUCGUUCCGACACUUUCUGCGCUUUAUCGAUCUAGACUCGGCGUUUCUUAAUUACGGCUUCACAGUAAAAAAUGGUGCAGCAUUCAAGCUUGUCCAAGACAAGCGAGCGGGAUAUACGGAUUUUCUAUCCGCAGGUGGACCAAACAAUUUCACAUGGAACGUCACCCGUGCAGAAGCGGACCAUCUAAUCUUCCAGCAUGCAAAAGUGAGCGGAGCGAAGGUGUUUGACGGCGUCAAAGUAAAUGACAUUAAUUUCGACGAUAUAACCGGUCAUCCUUAUGCGGCCUCUUACACCCAGAAAGCAACAGGGGCAAGAGGUACAAUUGGCUUGCGAUAUCUGGUCGAUGCUAGUGGUCGUGCAGGACUUAUCAACACAAAAUAUGUCAAGAAUCGCACUUACAACGCGGCCCUCAAGAAUGUCGCUCAUUGGGGUUAUUGGAAGGGAACAAAACCCUACCAGGAAGGAAUGCAGAAGGAGAACUCGCCUUUUUUUGAAGCAUUGAAAGACGAGAGUGGUUGGGCUUGGUAUAUUCCACUCCACGAUGGAACGGUCUCUAUUGGAGUCGUCAUGGAUCAGAAACUCGCAAUAUCAAAGCGGAGAGGCAUGUGCAAUAAGUUUUCCGAGGAGAACAAAAGCCUAGAAUCGUUCUACCACCUCUCUCUUCAGCUUGCUCCCACUCUCAUGCAGCUCAUAUCUGAUGGCGAAUUGACUGGUUCUGUCAAAUCGGCUUCAGACUACUCCUACAGCGCAUCCACAUAUUCAAGCCCCUACAUAAGAGUUGUCGGAGAUGCUGGCUGCUUUAUUGACCCUUUCUUCUCCUCUGGAGUCCAUAUCGCUUUGACGGGUGCUCUCUCGGCAGCUGUCACAAUAUGCGCUGCUCUGAAAAACGAAUGUGAGGAAACCAUAGCGGCCGAUUGGCAUACAAAGAAGAUCAAGGGUGUGUACCAGCGGUUCUUGAUGGUUGUUUUGAGCGCGUACCACCAGAUGAGAAGGCAAAAUGUUGGGGUCUGGAGUCAACCUGGUGAGGACAAUUUUGAUGAGGCUUUUGAGCAUAUCAAAAUCAUUAUCCAAGGCACGACAGAUAUAGGGGGCAGUGUUAUUUCACAAAGCCGUCUCACAGAAACCCUGGACUUCUGUUCUCAAGCCUGGAAUAAUGCAGAGCCGAAAGAGAAGGUGAAGGUAUUACAGAAACUUGAAAGUAAUGGCUCUUCGUCGGUAGAAGUUGGUCAGUUCUCCAGGGAAGAGUUUGAGACCCUUCGUCAUAUACAGGCGCGCAAGGCAAUGUGUACAGAGAGUACCUUUGGGCUUGAUUGUUUCCACACGGAUGUGAUUAACGGAUUAAGGCCUAUUUUGAAUCGCGAGAAGCUGGGGCUGGUACGUGUUUUGCCUGACGAUUUGUGA